This is a messenger RNA of Lathyrus oleraceus (garden pea), 3361 nucleotides long. RefSeq names its product B3 domain-containing protein Os07g0563300. The transcript has 14 exons. The record is from RefSeq and is a predicted model, not a curated record. Bases 249 to 2915 code for a protein of 888 amino acids. Gene Ontology annotation, molecular function: zinc ion binding; DNA binding. Lineage: Eukaryota; Viridiplantae; Streptophyta; Magnoliopsida; Fabales; Fabaceae.
CGACGCCGAAUAUUUACUAGACUACAACACUUCAACCAACAACUACUCUUUUUAAAACCCAUUCUUUUUUUCUCUCUCUAUCUCUCACUUCAACACACACACUCUCUCUCUCUCUCACUACUAUUCAUUCUUUCUCUCUCUAGAAAAAAAACCCAUUUCAUUCUCUCUCUAUUCUCUUCCGUUGUUGCGUAUGAUUACAGAUCAGGCAGCACCAACCAUUUAGCCUCUAACGGUUCUCUCAUCUUUCCAUGGCUUCUGCUCCUUCGUCGUCUUCUCCUUCUUCUUCCUCCAAACUAUGCUUCAAUUCUGACUGUAAAGACUUCAAGUCUGAAAGACCUAAGAAAGGUUGGAGAUUACGUACCGGUGACCUAGCCGAACUCUGUGAUCGAUGCGGUUCUGCUUUUGAAGAAGGGAGAUUCUGUGACAUUUUUCACGCAAAUGCUUCCGGUUGGAGGAAUUGUGAGACUUGUAGGAAGCGAAUUCAUUGUGGGUGUAUUAUUUCAAGUAACACCUUCGUGUUGUUGGAUCCAGGAGGAAUUGAGUGUUUUACAUGUGCCCGCAAAAAUAUUAUUUUGCCAUCUAAUCUGCCAUGGCCACAAUCUUUAUCUCUUCAAAAUCGUUUAUCGGAGAGACUUAGAGACAUAUCUGCCAAAAAUUGGAGUCAGUUAGCUGGAUCAGGACCUGUACCCUGGAAGCAAGCACCCAGUUUAUUCAAUUCAGCUUCUUCAUCUGACCAGCAUCCAGACGGGCACUCUGUCGUUGAGUUAUCAAAUAACUUUGACACAAAUUACGGCGGCAAUGAAAGGUUACCCACCUCAUCCUUGGAAAAGAAAAAUGAAGAUUUUUCUGGAAUAUCGGCUAAUUGGAAUGUCAAACUUGGUUCAAGGGAAAUGGUCCUUAUGAAUGGAAUGAGGAAUGACGACAAAUCAAGUCCGUGUUUAAAUAUGUGCCAACAGCAUCAUUCCCUGAAGGAAGACUCAUCUUCUCAGCCAUUUGGUUUAUCUGUACCUUAUUCUUCCCCAAAUGAAAGAAAUGGUCUGAUUGGGGUAACUGGAAUUCAUUCACAGCAAACUCCACCUCAUCCAGGCAAGCAAUUUAGUGGCACUAUGCAUUUAGCUCUUGACUCAUCAGGUGAAGCUCAGGUUCGCAAUGGGCGACCUCGAGCAGAUGCCCGAGGAAGAAGCCAGUUGUUGCCACGUUACUGGCCCAGGUGUACUGAGCUGGAGCUACAACAAAUAUCUAUAGACUCUAAUUCUGUAAUAACUCCCUUGUUCCAAAAAACUUUGAGUGCUAGUGAUGCUGGGCGAAUUGGGCGUUUGGUGCUACCCAAAAAGUGUGCUGAGACCUACUUCCCACCAAUUUCUCAGCCUGAAGGGUUGCCACUUAAAAUCCUUGAUGCAAAAGGAAAGGAAUGGAUAUUUCAGUUCCGCUUCUGGCCGAAUAACAACAGCAGAAUGUAUGUUUUAGAGGGUGUAACUCCAUGCAUACAAUCCAUGCAGUUGCAAGCAGGUGACACGGUAACAUUUAGCCGGUUGGAGCCAGAAGGGAGGUUGGUUAUGGGAUUUAGAAAGGCUACAAGUGCCAUACCACCUGAUCAGGAUAAUGAAGCUAAUAAGACUGGAAAUGGAUUUUCUGCACAUGAAGUUGAAUUGGGUGAUCCUAGUUCUUGGUCAAAAAUUGAUAAGUCGGGAUACAUUGCAAAAGAAGCACUGGGGAGCAAAUCUUUAAUCUCUAGAAAGAGAAAGAACAACAUAUUGGGUUCAAAAAGUAAACGUCUAAAAAUUGAAAAUGAGGAUAUAAUAGAGCUGAAGAUUACAUGGCAAGAAGCUCAAGGCCUGCUCCGCCCCCCUCCUAACCAUGUUCCAAGCAUUGUGGUGAUUGAAGGCUUUGAGUUUGAGGAAUAUGAGGAUGCUCCAGUGCUUGGGAAGCCAACUAUUUUCACUAGUGAUAAUAUGGGUGAAAGGAUUCAGUGGGCUCAAUGUGAAGAUUGUCUGAAGUGGCGCAAAUUGCCAGCAUGUGCACUUCUUCCAUCAAAGUGGACGUGUUCUGAUAAUUCUUGGGAUCUAGAAAGGUCUUCUUGUUCAGUCGCACAAGAGCUUACAGCAGAACAACUUGAGAAUUUGUUACCCCCUUGUAAUUCAGCUGUUUCCAAGAAAAUGAAGGCUGCUAAGCAGGAUCCUGAUCAUGCUGAAGCUUUGGAGGGACUUGAUACACUUGCAAAUCUAGCUAUCCUAGGGGAAGGGGAGGCUCUCCCGGCAUCUUCCCAGGCCACAACAAAACACCCACGACAUAGACCUGGCUGCUCCUGCAUUGUGUGCAUUCAGCCUCCAAGUGGAAAGGGCCCCAAGCAUAAGCAGACGUGCACAUGUAAUGUCUGUCUAACGGUGAAACGUCGUUUCCGUACCCUUAUGUUACGGCGUGAGAAGAAACAAUCAGAAAGAGAAGCAGAGACAACACGGAAAAAGAUGCAGCAACAGAAUUCCCAGCAAUUGCCUUCAUCCGAGAUUAUGCUUGAUGAUGAUUCUUUGCAUAAUAGUAAUAAUACAGGUGAUAGUAGCCCAAACAUGAACAAGGAGGGUAAUGACGGUUCUGAUGAUGAUCCUCACCGGAUAAAAUCAUCUGUGUCUCCGUUUAAAGGCAGAAUUGACCUCAAUAUCCAGCCAGAGCGAGAAGAAGAAUUGUCACCUGGUUCAGAUUCUGGUGGUGUAAUGAAGCUGCUCCACGAUGCUACUGAGAUAUGCCUCAAGCAGCAGCAGAAUGUUUUGAACUCUGGCACUGGAGAUUCAUCAGGUAGUCAGUCACAGCAGGUAGGAAAUGUAGUGAGGGAAGAGAAGCUUAGCAAUGGUGUUAUCCACGGUAGCAGUAGUCAUAAUGCAGAUAAGGAACACACUCAGUCUUUGUCUAUGAACGUGUGAACGGCAUAAUUUGACAUGUUCUUGCAAAGCUUGUUGAAGUGGGGAAAUAUUUUGCUGUAAUUCAUCCAUUUCGGCAUAUCUUAUUAUUCGUGUUUGUACAUAAAGAGGGGUAGGAGGAAAAGGAAUUGGUGAAAAAACCAAAAUAUUCCAGAGUGGACGACAUAGUGUUUUGUGUAGGGAAAAUAUGGAAUGCAGCUGAAUCAGGUAGUGGGUUGAAGCUAUUUAUUUUCAUUUUGGGGGCUCACCGUGCCACCUGAUUUUGACAACAUUGAAAAUGUAACUAUGCUUAAUUUGUUCUCCCAAUUGAUUUUUAACCCUUGAAAUUUUUCUAGUUAGUCUAAGUUCUGUUGUCUGUUUCUCUUUAUUUGAAGCAGAAUUUUGCCCAUACUUUUAGGCAAGCUACCUUUGCACCAAAGUUUGCUGAAAUAUAUUGGUUGUCUUAUCCA